Messenger RNA from Amphibalanus amphitrite, 3743 nucleotides. RefSeq lists its product as uncharacterized. The record is from RefSeq and is a predicted model, not a curated record. Bases 2007 to 3116 code for a protein of 369 amino acids. The transcript has 7 exons. NCBI's taxonomy places the organism in Eukaryota, Metazoa, Arthropoda, Thecostraca, Balanomorpha, Balanidae.
CCACUUUGAUCAAACUGAACAGGAUCAAGCGUUAUUCCAUUCGAAGUCGAAUGGAUCGCAUAUUUUUUGGGGAUUCUUUCGAAUUUGAGCAUUUGUUGUAAAACAUCAUACUUCUGUCACCAUCAGGAGUAUCACCCGGAGUUUUAGCGGCAGCUCAUGUACCCGUGAUACUGGGUUUGUUUGAGGAAGCGACCGUCAGUGUCAUGGCGGACAGAGAGGAGUGCACUAUGGAUGACCCGGCCCCGGUCGAGUCAUCUCCAAGCGCCACAUCCCCACAAGGUGCAGGAGUCGCAGGUGCGGCGGAACCCACCGAGGAGGUCUGGAGCGCGGAGGACGUCGGCGCCGAAUACGGCUCCGAGGCACUGCCCGACUCCGGCACAGACCUCUUCCAGUCUGAACCGACCGACGCACCCACGAGGUCGGCGACCGCUCUGCCCAUAUCCAAGAUAAAGAAAAUCAUGAAGUUUGAUCCGGAUGUCACUAUGGCAAAUCAAGAGGCUGUCUUCUUGGUUUCAAAAGCCACGGAAAUGUUCAUCGAGGCUCUUGUCAAGCAUGCUGGCACCUGUUUGUCACAUGGGAAAAGAAAAACUGUGCAGAAGCGUGAUAUCGAAUCUGCCGCUGACUCUGUGAACAAUUUUGCGUUUCUUGAUGGUGUUCUGGAGGCGAUGUGAUAUAUGUCUGAACUGUUUGCUUGUUUUAUAAUAAAGAAAUGUGCUCUUGUUUAUAGUUACUGCUAAAGGCAUGACGCCUCCUCUUCUUUUAGUUGAGCAUUUUUUAUUCAAUGACAGAAUAUUGCUUAUUUUUCGAAAGAUUCGAAGGAACCGCGCGUUUUGCUUUUUGGUUACGGUAUAAGUGGCUAUAAUUAAUCCAGCGUUACCCGUCUAAGCGGUGCAUAGCAUUGUAUCCCCAUGUAGAUAAUAUUAUCUAUAUAGAUAAUAUUAUUUCUUUCAGAUCUGUCAAUCAGUCAAUCAAUCACUGAUUGCCGGAUCUGAAAGAAAUCGUCGUUCAACUUGACUACUGGCGCUGGCAAGCCCUAUGCCGGUACUUCCUGGCGUUGAAGGGGAAGAUUGAAGAUAACCUAAGAGGGGCCGGGACCGAUAAUAAAGUUAUUCACAGGCAUUUAAACUUAUAAACGUUCUCCGAUUAGACUGUUAUUGCCGGUUUAUGCACUUGGCAUUGGGGCGGCUGCGUUGUUGCAUUUGGAUUAAAAUGGAUUACCUCCAGUGUGGGCCGUUUUACGUAGAUGUGUCGAAUGUAUGUUCAUGAGGUGUGCCAUAUGCCUUGAAUCAAAGGAAUGAAGUCAAAUGAAAUAUGCUAUAAUCCUGGCGAAAUGAUGCUCACAAAGUGCCCUCGCGAUUAAUCCGCUUGCGAACAACAUUUAUUUCAGUGUCUGAGGUGAGGCCGCUCUGGAAUGAGUGAUGAGUGUUUUCUGUUGCUAGUAGGUAUAUUUUCAUUUUCAUGGCUAUGGUAAUUACCUCUGAUUAGCAUCCAUCAGCUCGCGCGUAAUGCAUAUAGGGGACCAUUGGUUAUUUAGCCUUGGGAUCAUUGAAUGAGCGGUGAAGAUAUAUGCACGGCCAGUUUUGCCCUGUUUGUAAUUUCGCGCGGGAAUAAAAAUCGGACUCCGCUAUGCUCGUGUUCUUUGCCCGGAAUGCUGCGAAUGUUGCAAGACAAUGGCGCUUCGCAAUUUGCAAAAUGAUUUCAUUCAACGCUUGGAAGGGCACCGUACCGAAAUUCCGACCCAUAAAAGACUGGAAAAGACCCGCAAAAAGCUAUGAAAACGUGGUUAUUCCUAAUUUUUAGUUGUCCGAUUCGCUAGUCGGCUGAUAAGUCCAACGUUUUGGCAGCAGAAAUUGAGCAGUGUCAGCAGAGUUUUCUGAACAGGUGUUGGGCUGUGCAUUUGCAUUUUUACCCAUUGUUUGUAAUUUUAUUUAUUUCUAAAAUUGUAUUAUUGCGCUAAAAUAUUGGCUGCAUGCCUUGAUUAUUCAAUAUAAUUUCAAGGCUUCUUCAUGUCAUCAAAGGAUGAGAUUGAAAUACUUUCAGUGGUGCAGAAAUCCUCUGAAGGGCACACAUGUCCCCGCUGUGGCCUAACACUGGGCACUGUCUCACUGCUGAGUCAUCACCAGCUGCUGCUCUGUGACCAGAGGACGCCGGCGGAAAGUCGCCAUGGCAGAUGUGUCAUUGAAGUGGCUAAGCGGUGCGGUCUGGACGAGCUGCACGUGUUCUCCCUGGAGCGAGAGGCCGGUCUGGAGCGGCGCCGGCCGGCCGGCGGUCCGCGCGCGCCGCCGCCCGAGCCGCCGGCCGGCGCCACCCUGGAGCAGCGUCUGGAGGCGAUCGGCCGACUCACCCUGGAAGACCUGCCCGACGAGCUGGUGGAGCGUCUGCUGAGCGAGGCAGCCAGCUACGGCGGCGGCGGCGGCGAGCCGGAGCCGGGCCGCAGCCAGCUCUACCAGCUGGACAACUCUGCGCUGUCGUACGAGGUGCUGCGGCUGCCGCAGUACCAGGAGCUGUUCGACCGGCUGCGCCAGGAGGCGGCGGCCGUGUCGCCGGCGCCGCUGGACACGGCCGCCUGUCGACAGGCCGGUAUCGGCCAGCCGCUGCUGCAGUCGCUGCUCCAGCAGGCCGAGCAGCUGCGCGCCGACACCCAGAGCGAGUUCGUCGAACACCACUUCUGCCGCCAGUGUCAGGAGCACGUGGAGCGCGCGCUCGUGCUGAACCACGUCCACGCCGGCCUGGCCAACACGUGCGGCUUCUGCGGCCUCACCGUGGGCUACUCGACUGAGCUCAAGGCCCACCUGAGCAAGCAGCACCACAUGCAGCGGAAGCUGACGUGCCCGCUGUGCCGGACCCGCCACGCCACGCCGCACGCGUACCGGAACCACGUGCUGACGCACAACAUGGACGACGAGCUGCUUCUGCCGGGAGAGAACGAUCCGCGCCUCGCCAACGGCAACCGUACGUCCGAGUGGCAGUGUGAACUGUGCCGCGAAAUGCCCAUCGGCGUGUCGGUCAAAUUCCGAGACAUCCGGGAGCACGUCACCAGCGGCUGUCGGAUGCUGCACCUCUCAGAGGCAGAGUUCAACCGGCGCUUCCACCCACCACCGCAGCGGGAGAUGUGAGAGACGGACACAGCCCAGCUGAUCCGAUCAGCUCACGGUAAUCAAUCCGCUGGGGUUGGAAUAUCUGCUGUCCUUGUUAAGCAAAGAUGGCGACAUCUGCUGUCCUGGCCCGCCUGUACGGUAACAUGAGCUGGGGUGGGUAUAUCCGCCGUUCCGUCCCGAUGAAAUGGGGAUAGGUUCCCGAUGCCCUGGCCCGCUCGUAUGGAUAAGGUUGUUUGCUGUCCCGCCCCUCUGAGACGGUGAUAUCAGCCGCUGUCCUGGCCCGUUCGUACGUUUUGCGGUAGCCAUCGCCAGUAUCAGCUGCUGAAUUCUGAUCUGAGUCCCAGGGAUAUCGGGAACUUCUCUCAAAACAAAGCAUUUCGCUGUCGGAUGCCUGACGAACGAUAGCUGUUGUUGGGUAGAUUAGAGAGUAUGUUUCAUUGUUAUAUUUGCCGUGAAAAUUCGUCGUGACCACCGGACGUUAUAAGACUUAAGAGGCAAUUUAUUUGGGUGACUCGUACAGUUUCAUGUGCUUGUGCACUUAGCUUUGAUUAUUGCAAGUUAUGGAGUGCUUGGACUGCUGCCAAGGGAAGCUCAAACAUUUAUAGGGGAAGUUUCGUUAUUUUUUUCUUGUGUUUAUAUGCCGGA